AGCUCAACAACUUUCCACCUGACUGAGAUAUUCAAAGAAAAACAGAGGAGGGGAAAGGACCGCACUGCAACACACUGCAACACACUCCAACACACUCCACUCCACGUUGGAGGAAAACAUGCAGAGCAUCGGCUCCAUCGGAGGCCGGGGCCUCCUCUCCGAGGACCAGUUCACCUGCUCCAUCUGCCUGGAGAUCUUCGUGGAGCCCGUCUCCACGCCGUGCGGCCACAGCUUCUGCAGGGCCUGCCUGCAGGGCUACUGGAACCACAGCAAGAAGCUGCUGUGCCCCAUGUGCAAGAAGAGCUUCCCCAAGAGGCCCGAGAUGAGCGUCAACCGGGUCCUGGCCGAGAUUUCCUCGCAGUUCCAGGGCCUGAUGGUGGCGGGCGGCGCCGAGGGGGCGGCCCCGCAGGGGUCCACGCUCAACCUGAGCUCCGACACGGCCUACAGCGGCUCCCCGGCGAAGGACACCGGGGAGUUCGCUCGCUCCGGGGACGUUCCCUGCGACGCCUGCAUCGGACGGAAACUCAAGGCUCUGAAAUCCUGCGUCAACUGUCCCGGGUCGUUCUGUGAGGCUCACCUCCGGCACCACAAGAAGGUGAAGACUCUGAUCUCUCACCGCCUCAUCGAGCCCACGCUCCACCUGGACGAGAAGAUCUGCAAGAAGCACGAGCGCCUGCUGGAGCUGUACUGCCGCACCGACCACGUCUGCAUCUGCACCGCCUGCGUGGAGGCCUCGCACAAAUCCCACGACAUCGUCUCGGUCGACCACGAGUUCAAGAAGAAGACGAGCAACCUGGGAAAGAAGAGGUCGGAGCUGAAGAACAUGAUCCGGGAGCGAGCCAAGAAGCUGGACGAGAUCAAACAGUCCAUCAAGGUCAUCAAGGCCAGCGCUCAGAAGGAGCUGGAGGAGAGCUGGCAGGUGUACGCCGAGCUGCAGCGGCUGGUGGAGCAGAGCCAGGCCGAGCUGGUGGAGCUGAUCGCCAGCCGGCAGCGCGAGGCGGAGCGCCACGCGCAGGAAAUGGCCAGGGGUCUGGAGAACGAGCUGAGCCAGCUGAGGAGGAGGAGCAACGAGCUGGAGGCCUUCGCUCAGACGCAGGACAAGGUGGUCUUCCUCCAGAACAUGACGACCCUGUCACCGCCGCCCGAGCCCAACGACUGGUCGGGGGUCAGCGUCGACACCGACCUUUACCUGUCGACCAUCCGCUCCUCCGUCAGCGGCCUCAUCGACAAGUUCCAAGACGAGCUGAAACGGCUGUACGGGAAAGAGCUGAGGAAGGUGCAGAACUACUCCAGUGAGGUGAUCCUGGACCCCACCACGGCCCAGAAGAACCUGCUGGUGUCUGAAGACGGCCGGCAGGUGAAGUACGACGAGCACCGGAACGCUCACUCGGAGAACCCCAAGCGCUUCAGCCCGGCUCUGUUCGUCCUGGGCCUGGAGGGCCUCCGGUCCGGGCGCCACUACUGGGAGGUGGACGUGGCUCGCAAGACGGCCUGGACUCUGGGCGUGGCCCGGGCCUCGGCCCGCCGCAAGGGCGAGAUCAAGCUGAGCCCGACGGGAGGGUUCUGGUGCCUGUGGCUGAAGAACGGCGAGGUGAAAGCUCUGGGGUCGCCCCGCCUCAACCUCCUGCUCCCGGCUCCGCCCAGCAAGGUGGGCGUCUUCCUGGACUACGAGGCCGGCGUGAUCUCCUUCUACGACGCGAAGACGCGCCUGCAUCUCUACAGCUUCAGCGACAAGUUCACCGAGAGCCUGCAUCCCAUCUUCAGCCCGUGCCUCAACCAGGACGGGAAGAACUCCGCCCCCCUCACCGUGAGCGCCGUCAAGCACAGCUGAGGCGUCCACGUCCACAUCAACACAGCAGUGGCGAGUUUGAACACGUUAACUCAACCAAUGUUCAUUUUAUUUGUUUUCUAAGCACUUUAUAUUAAACUUCACAUCAGAUUCUGCAAAACAAAGCCAAUCUUUUUUUUAUAUGUCUAUAUAUAUAAGGAACGAUAGCAAUAAUUGCUCAUGUUUGUUUACAUUAGUCUUAUUGUACAUUGUAUAUACGACCUAAAAGAAGGGUGAUAUGUAUGAAAACACAGGAAGUCUUCAUUUAAUUAUCACUUUAAGGCUUUUAUCCAUUAAAAUGUUUGAUAGGUGGGGAUUUUUUUUUUUUAUCUUUAUAGCUAAAGCUGUUUUCCAGCUUUCUUACAGUUUCACCAAACUCCUGUUUACCAAAAGAGGAUCCUGUCAUUCUUCAGCAGCUUCAUGUUGGAGUCAUUUAUUUAAGAAUAUAAUCCAGGAAGUAAAUAGUUUCUUUCCCAAGUAGCUAUUUAAUUCCGCUACUGUAAGAAAUAAGUAAUAAUUGUAUAUUUUCAGUCCCUCUCCCUCCUCUGCUGGUGGCUGAUGCUUCACCGGGUGAAUGAGUUCGUUUGGACCGUUAAAUGUUCUCUUUUCAUAUGAAAUGUUUGUUUUUGUACCUGCGUUUUGAUGCUUAAUAAAGAUAAUCUGUGGCAAACAAUGA
Salarias fasciatus (jewelled blenny) is the source of this 2504-nucleotide messenger RNA. RefSeq names its product nuclear factor 7, brain-like. Lineage: Eukaryota; Metazoa; Chordata; Actinopteri; Blenniiformes; Blenniidae. The record is from RefSeq and is a predicted model, not a curated record. The transcript has 8 exons. Gene Ontology annotation, molecular function: protein binding; zinc ion binding. The coding region runs from base 119 to 1831 and encodes 570 amino acids.